This is a messenger RNA of Annulohypoxylon maeteangense, 727 nucleotides long. RefSeq lists its product as uncharacterized. The transcript has 5 exons. Bases 8 to 727 code for a protein of 239 amino acids. NCBI's taxonomy places the organism in Eukaryota, Fungi, Ascomycota, Sordariomycetes, Xylariales, Hypoxylaceae. The record is from RefSeq and is a predicted model, not a curated record.
GGUUCUAAUGUCCUCAGGUUACCUUGACUCAAUCGCAAAUAUCACCGUGUCAGACGAAAUUCAACUUGCCAUAUUCUGCAGCGACGGCUUUAUUAUCCAAAAAGAGUCUCCCGCGGACCACCAGCAAUAUUGGUGGGAUAUCGAAUUCCAUGACAACAACAGUACAGAGCCGGUUUCGCUACCAAUCCAAGAUGGCGAGUUGCCAUCUCCAACGGAGAAGACUUUUACCAAACUAGGCUACAAUGCAGGUAUCGAUCAAAACGCGACUGGCCAAGCCCAUAUAUACAUCAGUCCCAACACAUUCAACUUGAGCCAGAGUCCCAGUGUUGAUGGUCGAAAUUUAGCCGAUAUUCGUACGGAGGGACUCAAGGCAGAUAAAAAUUUCAAUAAUAUCGACUACUUAAGACCGUUGUCACGAUCAAUAAUGCGCGAGCUAUUUGUCGCAGUGGGUGGUCUGUUGGAUCCGAACCUGAACAUGACCAGGGUGAUCGACAUCCCAGGUGAAAACACGGACAUCAGCAUGUUUAAAGACUGCAUCGCACAGAAAAACCAGAAUCCGGCGCCUAUUACAAUAGCUGAAUGUCUGACUAUUGUGGCAACAGGCUUGUUCCUGCAGAUCCACGACACCCCGACUUUUUGGUCUACCGGUGUGGUCAACCGGGAUACACUUCGAGCGGAGGAACCCGGUAACAGCUCUUCCCAGGACAUCACGUUUACCUUGAAUUGA